This is a messenger RNA of Cheilinus undulatus (humphead wrasse), 3595 nucleotides long. It is a transcript of the gene uimc1, whose product is annotated as ubiquitin interaction motif containing 1. Gene Ontology annotation, molecular function: K63-linked polyubiquitin modification-dependent protein binding; histone binding. The transcript is spliced from 23 exons. Gene Ontology annotation, biological process: positive regulation of DNA repair; double-strand break repair. Bases 99 to 3236 code for a protein of 1045 amino acids. Gene Ontology annotation, cellular component: BRCA1-A complex. Lineage: Eukaryota; Metazoa; Chordata; Actinopteri; Labriformes; Labridae. The record is from RefSeq and is a predicted model, not a curated record.
CAGAAACAAACAUGGCGCCGCGAAACUGAGGAGAAGUCUGCAGUUAGCUGGUUUAGCUGGUUUUGGGGUCCAUUACGUCAGACAGAGCAGCAGGACAGAUGAGAGGAAGAAGAAGACGACCUUCACCCUCAUCAUCAUCAUCAUCAUCAUCAUCAGUUUGUCAGCAGCAGGGCAGGAUGGCUCUGAGGAAGCAGAUUAUGAAGGAUGUUGGCGAGUCUGGAAGCCAGCAGAGCGACGACGACACUCAGGACGACGGCGCUCCUGACGAUCGAGACGACAAGGAUGAGCUCUCAACAUCACUUUUACCUCCGAUAUCAUUAAGAGAGAGACGCAAGAGAGAGAGAGAGAGCAAACCCAAACCUAAAGAGAUGACGGAGGAGGAGAUGAUGGACAUGGCGCUGCGUCUGAGCGAACAGGAAGCCAGCAUCACGGCGCUCAGGCUGCAGAAAGAGGAAGAGGCCGUGAUGAAGGCCAUCCAAGAGAGUAUGGUGAGUCAGACACAACCCUGCGCCCCUCUACGGAGUCAAAGUUUGCUCUCUGACGCUGAAGCAUCCCUCAAACUUUGCUCUCGUCGGAAACUCUCGUACUCAAACAGGAAGCAGCCGUCAGAGGAAGGCUGCUCUUCGGAGAUGGACCCAAACGGAGAGUCUAACGGACCUGAAGAUGAGAGUCAGAGAAGUAAAAAGCGGAGAAAAAGAGAAGGAAGUCCUCUGUUGAUCAUGCCAGAUUUAUCUCAGACUCAGAAAAUCUCUCAGGAUUCACAGAGCACCUCAGAGCCUCUGAACCUGCAGCUGGACUCACCACAGAGCUGUGACUCGACUCAGAUUGAGGACUGUAAGUCCCCCGUCUUCCCCUUGACCGGCUGCAGAGCCGAGGUCCAGGUCCCUGGUCUGAAGGAGAACCUGCUGGACUCGUGCAGGACCUCAGGGUUUGAGUUGUGCUCUCAGGACUCUUCACACAUCUCUCAAAAGUCUCUGCCAGCUCAAUCCAAGAGCCCCACUUUUUCCAAAAGCCCCCAAAACUGCAGAGACACCCUUCGGUCCAGGAGUCCUGUGUUCUCAGAGACAGAGCAAGGAGACGACUCUGACACCCAGCUGAGUGCAGACGAGUUAAAAAGCCCGGUGUUUGGAAGGACCACUCAGCAGGGCAAGUCUCCAAAGGCCUGCAGACCUCACAUCUUUAACUCAGGGUUCACAUCCUCCUCUCAGGAGAGUUUAUCCUCCUCUAUGAAGUCUGCAUCCUGUCCACCUCAGAGCCCUGUGUUCCCAAAAAGCCCUGCCUUUCAUGAGUCUGUCCCCCCACCUGAAAGGUGUAAGAGUCCGGUUUUCUCAAAGACUGAUGAACAGACUGAGCAGAGUUACGUUUGUAGUCGCAGCCCGGUUUUCAACAGGAUUGAAAAGCCCUCAAAGAGUCCUGUCAGUGUGCAGACACGCUCCGAGAGUCCUGCAGAAAUCAGAGACUGUUUCCAGAGUCUAAAAGAGGAUCAGACCAGUGAAAAUCCUGACAUCAGGUGUAACACGACGGUUGUAACAGAUGAGUUAGAGGAGGAGCUGAUCGAGCUUUCUAAAGGCUGUAAUCCUGCAGAGAUGGAGCUGAGCAGCGACAUGAAGCUGCUCUGGUCUGAUGACGAUGAGGACAACGUCACGCAGCCGGCCGCCUCCCCCAGCCCAGUCUUCCCACAGGAGAGAAGUGUUCAUCAGACCAGCAGUCAGACGGCCUCCCAGAAUCACAUCUCUGCAGCGUCUCCAGGAACCAACAGACCAAACUGCAGUCAGCAGAUCUCACCCUCGGAGCCAGACGCUCAGCCAAUCAGAAAUCAGGGAUCAGUCAGCAGGUUGUCAGCCCCGCCUGCUGAACCUGCCGCUGCAGCAACGGUGCAUUACUACUGGGGGGUUCCCUUCUGUCCACGAGGCCUGGACCCAGACUCCUACACAGAGGUGAUCCUGGCUCAGAUGGAGGUGUACAAGAAGAGUCUGAGGACGGCCCAGAGGAGUCUGCUGAGGAAGGCUGAGUGGGGGGAGGCCGUCCUGCCGCAGGAGGAGAAAUCUCCUCUACCUGAGUCACAGUCUCCUGAAUCCUCUGAACAGGACGCUCCUCGAAGCCGUGGCCUCAGACUGAGAGGAAAACGGCUAAAUGAAGACGAUGACUCUGCUGUUGAAGGAAAAGAGGAGGAAGAGAAGAUGGACGGAGAGGAAGAGCAGAAGAAAGACGAAGGAGGAGGAGGAGGAGGAGGAGGAGGAGAGCCGGUGGAUUUAGAUGACUGUGAAGUCUGUCCAGAGACCCAGCUGAGUAACAACGAUGACGACGAUCAGACACAAGUUCUGAUGAUGGACGCUGACGCUGGAGCAGAGCUGGAUCCUAAAAGCCCCGAGCCGGUGGAUGUCGACAUGAUUCUCCGAGACGAUUCUCCAGCCGGGGACGAGCGGGCGGAGGAGGUGGAGGAGGAGAUGGAGCUGGAGGCAGAUGCUCCCGUGGACUCAGAGAUGAAGGGAAUCUCCUCUGUUGGCGACAGUGUGGGAGGUCAUAACGUGAGAGAAGAUGAGGCAGAGGAGGACCAUGGGGACGCCGGCGUGGAGGAGAUGAACAGCUGUCGGCUUCAGAGGUCGGCGUCUCCUGAACUUGAACCAGACGUAAUCCCUCCAAGCUCCGAAACCAACGUGGACUGUCCCAUCUGUCUGGGCUCUUUCCCCGUGUCUCAGAUCGAGAUGCACGCAGCAUACUGUGAUGGAGAAGUUUCCGUGGUCCACGAGAGGAGGCCAAAGGCUGACUGUUACCAAGUGAAGACACGUAGGAAGAGGACAAGAAGAACAGAGAUGAGAGAAGAAGAAGAAGACACCAAUGAACCCUCCAACUCUGGCAAGAAUCAGGAGAAGUGUUACAUCUGUCAGAAAGCCGUUCCUCUGAGAGACUACAGCCGACACACGGAGCUCUGCAUCCAGCGGCAGGAAGCCAAGAGAGCAGGGAAAGGAAACCUGCUGUCAGCUCUGGAGCAAACGGACAGCAGAGAUUCAGAUGCUGGAGCGUCUGGAUCCAAACCUCAGACUGGAGAAGUCAUCGAGCUGCUGGAUGACGACGAUGAUGAUGAUGAUGAUGAUGGAGAGAACAACGCUGUCUCAGCUCUCAGGAUCAGUAACUCUCCUAUCAGAGCCUUCACUCCCAUCUCUGAGGCCACCGACUGCCUUAUUGACUUCAAAAAUCAGAGAAGAGUGAAAAAGCCGAGCCAAAGACGAAGAUGAGGACGACUGAAGACUGAACCCUGAAAACCAGAGCCUUAAAACGAUCCGACGGGGCAUUACCAAGAGAAAAGACUCACUUCAGUCAUUCAGACGUCACAUUCUGGGAUUUCCAGCAGCGAAUGGAACAAACGGAGCACUUGAACAAUAAAAAUCUGAGAUAUUUUCACGGUCACCUGUUCUUUGUGCCGUUUCUGUUUUGACUUUGUAAAUGUGGUAGGUGUUUCUGACUACCUCUGGUUUGUGUGUUUCCUUGUGUUACUGUAGCUUUGUCUAACUUUGAGAACACUCAUCAUGGAUCCACUGUCACACCAACAUUCUUCCCUUUAACCAGAAUAAAGAAUGCUAGUUUUUAUUUAAAA